Messenger RNA from Trichomonas vaginalis G3, 1296 nucleotides. RefSeq names its product exocyst complex component Sec10-like family. Gene Ontology annotation, biological process: Golgi to plasma membrane transport; exocytosis. The transcript has a single exon. The record is from RefSeq and is a predicted model, not a curated record. Lineage: Eukaryota; Parabasalia; Trichomonadida; Trichomonadidae. Bases 1 to 1296 code for a protein of 431 amino acids. Gene Ontology annotation, cellular component: exocyst; cytoplasm.
AUGGAUACAAUUUUUAAUAAGAGUCAACAACCAAAAUCAACGCUUGUACAGAUGGUUUUUGAAGCAGUAUUCAAUCCUUACAUUACAAACGUUCUCAAACAUUAUUUAUCCCAGAAACAAGACAGAUUUUCAGAAAUGUUUUUCAAAAUUCACAAUGAAACAAACGAAAUGCUAAAAUCAAUAUGGGCAUUAGAUGGAUCUUCAUUUAAUAACCAGAACAUUACAGAAAAUACCUUCAGACCGUUCCAAUACGAAUAUGAAAGGAUUGAAAACCUCGCAGUUGCAACGGCGAUGAGUACAAGUGUUGCUCCUGUUCUUACAAAGCUCAGAGCUAUUAUCGAAAACUCAAAGAAAUGGCUCUCAAAGCGUGAUGAAGAAAAUUAUGACAUUUUUUCGGAAUUUAAUCCUCAGUUACCAAUUACUAUCCUCACUGCUGGUGCCUCUGCAUGGGAACGAUGCAUUGUCUUAUCGGAUCCAUCAAAGAAACACCAGAUUUUGAAAAAUUUAAUUGAUAUCAUUAUUCAAGGCAAUCUACGUGAUUAUUUGAUCACGUAUCUUGAUGCUUGUCGUAUCUGCAUGCAGAAAGAUAACGAUGUCUCCAUUGUUCCGAAGUUUUUCGCGAUCACAUCUGUUAUUAACAUGACAAUCCUCACGAUUGAAGCUAAAUACAACCAGAUAUUGAAGCCAGUCCUACAGCAGAAGCCUAUUGACCACGAUGCCUUCCUGAAAGAAAGAGAUUCCCUUGUAAAUUCUCUUGAAGAAGGAAUUACAAAGAAUUUGGAGAUAUGCAUCAGUACAAUCGUUGACAAAGUGAAGAAUAUUGUUUCCACGAAGACUUUCAAGCAAUCAUUCCUUCGCCAAAACGUUUUAGGAUCAAUUUCUCAACCUUGUACUGAAAUUUGUCAAAUUUUGACAGGACCAAAUUCGAUUUAUUCAGAAAGUCAAAGUUUAUCAGGAGAAAACAACAUCUCUUUCUGUUCUGUACUUUGCAAAGAGCUGAUUGACACAAUAAUCAACACUCUUCUUGAAUUGAAAUAUGAUUUUCCUGAAGGAACAAUGCAGUUAUCAAUGGAUAUUUGCGAGUACUCGAACGCAUUUGCAAAAUUCAAUUUAGAUUUCGUGAAUAGUAAGUUUGAGGACUUGGACAAAGCAGCAAAGUUAAUGUGCACUCCUGCAGACAGAAUUUCUCAAAUUAAGAAAGAUUUGAACAUGCAGCCAAAAGCAGUUGAUUUGGCAAGAAAGUUACUUCCUUUGAGAACAGACUCUAAAGAAAAUGACCUUGUUAAUGCUUUAUAA